Aspergillus versicolor CBS 583.65 is the source of this 2496-nucleotide messenger RNA. RefSeq names its product putative C6 transcription factor QutA. The record is from RefSeq and is a predicted model, not a curated record. NCBI's taxonomy places the organism in Eukaryota, Fungi, Ascomycota, Eurotiomycetes, Eurotiales, Aspergillaceae. Gene Ontology annotation, biological process: DNA-templated transcription; positive regulation of transcription by RNA polymerase II. The transcript has a single exon. The coding region runs from base 1 to 2496 and encodes 831 amino acids. Gene Ontology annotation, molecular function: DNA-binding transcription factor activity, RNA polymerase II-specific; zinc ion binding; DNA binding.
AUGAGUAGCGAUACCCGCCAAACUACCGGAGGUAGCGCCAAAUCAAAACGGCGAUUAACCGAUGCGGUCGACGAUGAGAACAGGCAGGUCCCUGCGUCCGACGAUGCUACCUCGAAUUCUAAACGACAGCGCGUCUCUCGAGCCUGCGACAGCUGCAGGUCUAAAAAGGACAAGUGCGACGGGGCCCAACCGAUCUGUUCGACUUGCGCUUCUCUCUCGCGACCCUGCACCUACAGAGCCAAUCCAAAGAAACGUGGUCUCCCGACCGGGUACAUUCGCACGCUAGAGCUGCUAUGGGGGCUUGUGUUCACAAAAAUACAAGGUAGCGAGGAGGUCGUUCGGACUCUGUUGAGGGCGGCCAAUAUUCCCAGUCAUUUGGCUACCAUGGGAAAGGAGGCAGAAGGCUCUGACACCUUGCUCUCCUCGUUCAAAAACAGCAUUGUCUUGAAGGAAAUCGAGCGCCUCUUGACGUUUCUUGAGCAGCCGGAUGAAGAUCAAGAAAGGGCUGCGAGGGGAGAGAUAGAGUCCCCGGCAGAUGCCGAAGGAAGCAGUGUGAUUUCGACGGAGACACUCGAGUGGAAUCUUCCGGAUUCUCUUGCGGACGUUGGGCCGUCUCCAGUGAGAGCGCCCUUGAGCUCAUCUACGAUCAGGCCAAGUACAACUCGUGUCUCCAGAGACUCUGGUACCCAGACGACACCAAGCGACCAAUUCGACGGCCUCGCCACUAAUGGCGCGUCCAUUCACAAUCGGCCCGGUAUCUCUCCGUACUCGAUCCAAGAACACUACCAACAGCUUCCUUCUAACCCCUGGCCGCUACUCGAUAUAUACUUCUCGUAUACCCAAUGUUGGUUUCCAAUACUGGAAAAGCAUGACAUACUCCGAACAGCUUUCCGCCAUGCUGACGAUCAGAACAACUCUCCGACAUCAGCCCACGGAGAUCAUGCGGCGUUGUGGGCAGUUCUAGCACUUGCGUCCAUACAGCAAGCAUCAAUAUCUGCCACACGUCAGAUUCCAGACUUUCCUGAGGACAGGCUGGACCCUAGUCAGCUAUAUUCGAAAGCUAGAAGUCUCAUACCAACGGAAAAUGGGGCUUUUGAAAUUGGUCAUGUUCAGGCACUCCUGAUAUUGUCAUUGAUCAAACUCGGCCAGCAGGACUGGGCGGCAGCUUGGGUUCUUGUGGGCCAAGCCGUUAGAACUGCUCAAAUCCUAGGCUUGGAUAAUCCUCCUAGCACAGCCAUUGAAGAUAACAAGGCCGCGGGACGGUCCAAGCAUGUCUUUCUAGGGUGUUUUCUACUAGAGACGCUAAUUGCUGCCCAAACAGGCCAGGUGCCUUCGCUGCGCAAGAGUGACUUGACAAAGAUUGGUUUGAUUAAUGAAGAUGGCCUCGAAGAAUGGCAGCCCUGGGAGGACCAGACCGGUCUUCGGCCGGUAGAAUCAUCGCGGAGCUCGUUUCACCGCGGGCCUCUCCACGCACUGAGCACGUUCAACCGGCUGCUAUCCUUGAUGUCUAUUUUGAACGACCUGUGCUGCUCGGGGCAAACAUCGGCAAACUCGCUAUCAUAUACAGAGGCGCUUGAACGGCAAUUACAGCAUUGGGUCUCGGCGCUUCCGAGAAGCUAUCGGAUUGACUUGCAAACAAACCUCAGCAAGCCAGCAUCACCACACAUAUUCGGGCUUGAAAUGAUGUACGAGGCCGUCGCAGCCACCAUAAGUGUGCAGCUAGCAGUACAGAAAAACGAUAGAAACGGGGUGACACGUGCUUCAGAUGGUUCUAAGCGGCUUAUAUCAUUACUCCAGGCCUACAUGGAGACAUAUAGCAUUUCCGCAACGUGCCCAACGUUUGGAAUGGCCUUGACUUUAGGCCUUCCACAUGCAGGCAUGAGGAAAAGUGUGCCUUGGGUCUUUGAGGCUGACCCAGGGGUCAAACAUAAAUUACAGUCAUUCUCUGCCCAUCUCGCAACGGUAUGGGUCCAUGACAGCCGUCUUUCUCAAGCAAGAUCCGACUCAGCGACGCGGCAGGGCAACUCUUAUUCAAGCCCCGCAGCCCAGAACACCCCCGGCAACAACGCACGUGUAACCAACUUGAUUGGUGAAUCUCGUACUGUGAACCUUUCAACUCCUGAAUCAUUCCUCUCGCCAACUUGGAUGCGAGCAUCGGCUGCCGAUGAAAACGCGGUGUUGUCUCUACCGACACCGACCUCGUCUUUGAGUAUACCUCCUGGACUCGACGCUCCAAAUCCAACCCCUCCCCACAUUCCGCAACAACAUCGGUCUUCAGUCUCUGGGAGACCCAAUGGAGCGACGAUGUUAUCCGAUCUAACGACACCAUUUCCUCCCGCGGCGCCUCAGUAUCAGCAAACAUAUAAUGACCCUGGCUUGAAUUUCAAUUCGCUGGUCGAUAUAGAGGGCGCAGGGCCUCUACGCCGGCCAAGGGUUGCUCCUGAUCUCGAUGCCUUGUUUGACGAGUUGGCUUCACUGGAUGGCACAGACAGGUGA